This is a messenger RNA of Caenorhabditis sp. 36 PRJEB53466, 2683 nucleotides long. The record is from the annotation of a GenBank genome assembly. Lineage: Eukaryota; Metazoa; Nematoda; Chromadorea; Rhabditida; Rhabditidae.
AUGAAAAUCUCGACGGCGAAAUGGGAAAUGGCUGAAAGGUAUGUCUACUCAAAUUCAGUUCUAGCCGUCUCAAAUAACUGAUAUCAAUGUUUUCCCAGGAUUCUGAGGAUCCUCGCCGCGUUUGCCCUCUGCCUCUCCCUCAUCGUCCAAACCGCUCAGGCGGCCUUCUCCGAGUACGGCGUGGACUCCGAGUGGAACAUGGAGUCCAACCACCAGUAAGUACUGCUAAAACCGCCGUCUUAUUGGAAAAGUGAGAACAUUCGCGUUAAUUCAGGCGGUCCCUCGGAGGCAUGGACGUCGUCGGACAAGAACAAGUCUACAAGUCAUGGAAGAAGGACUUUUGGAUUGAGGAGAGCAGGCCGGAAAUUGGGAAGGCUGCGGAGUUUCUGUGAGUAACAUCUUCGAACACUUUUCGCGAGACCGAGAUCGAACUUUUGACUUCCUCACCGUUCGAGCUGAUCGGGCCGGGUCGUCAGGCCUGUUUGGGCCUUCUCAGACGCUCUUUUUCUGGUUGCCGUGCGCAACCUAGGGCUAGACACGCCCACUUGCGAAAAUGGCAUGAUACAAGCAGAUUCAUUGGCGGCAAACCGCAGCCCCUUCAUUUUGAAUCAGAUCGUUUUGAAUCUUUAACUAAAAACGGUUCAUAGCCUCGGUCACCUCGGACUCGACGACGACGGUCAUGUGAACAUCACCGUUUACAUGACCUUCCUUCUCGUCGCCUGCCCAACCUCUUCCACCCGUCGUCAGUUCGCACUGAGCGUAGAGAACAAGACGAGAGCGGUUAGUUUCUGCUGAAAAUUAGCAAAUGAAAUGAAUGAUUUUUCAGAGGCUUGUUCUCGCGCGAAUGUGCGAGUCUUCGCAUCAAUCGAUUCUUCGCCAUUUCUGCACAGAGCGGCCGUGCGCAACGAUCGGUUUUGACGGUUUGUCGGAUUUUUGACACUAUUUCUCGAAACUAAUCAAAACUACUCUUAUUUCAGGAUGGAAAUGGUGGACCAACGACUCGAUCGUUCGUGUAAAGGCUGUUGCCGGGUGCAGCAGCGAGAGCUCCGGUUUGAAAUCGCUAUUUUUCCAAACUAACUGCACGAGCGACUUGACCGCGUUUGCAUACUUCCUCAUCGUCACCGCCAUCUUUCUCAUGCCUGUUUUCCACUUCUUGGCCCUCUUCAAGCUUCGGAACAGGCUCGAUUCGCAAGAUUUAUACCCUUACAUCAAGUAAUUAAUGAUUACAGAACCAAGAAACCGUGCAAAGAAUUCAAUCCGCGAUUGCCAUUCGAUCCGAAGGAGGUGAUCAGAGAGACGUUGGAGCGAGCCAACAAAGCUCAGAAGAAAAAGUUAAUUUGAUUCUAUGAAUUUUUGAGUCCAUGUUAGUUUUCAGAAGCAUAGCAACGAAUUUCAGCGAGUAUGGUCAGCAAGUCAGAUCCGAGAGAGUGGAAAGAUUCGGAAGUACCGUCGUUACCGACGUUGCAUCGGUGGAAUCAGGCCAAGAAUCGGAGCCUCAGCUCCCGUUAGUUCCAGAGUUCACAUACGAAUUCUCAUUUCCAUGUUCAAUUUCAGUGUGCCAGCCGUCUCAAAGGCAAUUCAAACGCCGGUUCCAAAUAAAUGGUCCCGCAUCUACCGAAAAAAUGAAAAGAGUAACCACAACGCUGAGUUGGUUUUUAUAUUUUUUUUAACUCUAAAAGUGCUAGAUUUCCGCUGUACAUCUUCCUGUUAAGAAUCCAAGUUUAGUAGCACAAUGGACGAUUACAGGGACACACUGUCGAGGGAAGAAAUCGAGCUGUCCAUAAUCUCGCCAAUCAAGCUAGUUUCUACAUGGAAGACAUCACAUUUACGUUUGCUUUCAGAUGCUCAGACGGCGACGAACUUGACCACGACCGCUCUUCGAACCGAUCGCUGAAAUUGAAUGCCGACAGAGAGGAGACGAAAAGCUUCAAAGUUGUUAUGCCCCCGUUUGUUUCAGCAUUUGAAGAAAAAUAUGAUUCACUCCAUUUUCAGGCGCUCUACGGUAGCCGUGUACAAAAGCACUCUCGAGAACUUGUGGUCCCGCGUUCUCCCACAGAGCGAGGUUUUGGUCAGAAGGGACGGAAUCAUCGUCGAGAGACAAGACUUCAUGAGUCUGAGUGGUUCACAGCUACUGACCGACGCCGUCCUCGACCUCUACUUUGCCCUCAUCACCGCCAGAAGCUCUAGAUCCGGGUUUGUAUCGGCAAGCCGACUGCCGUGCUUCUUCUUCGAAGCUUUCAUCAACCAAAAGGCGGUUGCCAGAACGAACUUUGUGAACGAGUGGGUCGAUAAGCGCAGUGCCCAGACGAAUCUUCUCUUCAUCCCGAUUCACGACAACGAACAUUGGACCCUCUUUAUAGUGAACCGCGUCGAGAAGACAAUCUCGUACUACGACUCUGUUCGUGGCAAUUCAAAGGAGAAGCUGGUGGAGGCGAAGGAGCUGAUCGAAUUGACAAACGCACUCCACACCACGUCGAAGGUGGAUUGGAUUGAGUGGAUAUUCUUCUCAGUCCAUGACGGCCCGCAGCAGACGAACGCUACGGACUGCGGAGUUUUCAUUGCCCAAUACGCGGAGUGUGUGUCGAGAGGAGUGAAGCCAACAUUCGGACAGAACGACAUGAUCCACUUCCGAACAAUGAUGGCAUUGGAGAUUUGCCAGCAGCAACUGUUUCUCCGGAAAUGA